ACUGCUUUUACUGCGCAGUGAAUGAAAAAAUAAAGGGAUUGUGAAAUAGUUUGCCCUGAAAGUUCUUUAGGUAUAGAGUCGCAGAACAUCAAAACAAUGGCCGCGCUGCAGAAAAGUUUCAAUUCUUUGAUCAAAUUACGUCGUGCUCAGAGCGUUCCGGUUGCUCUGUACCACGCAAAUGUGCUCGAUCAUUACGAGAAUCCACGAAACGUUGGAUCGAUGGACAAGAAGGAGAAAAAUGUCGGAACCGGACUCGUCGGUGCUCCGGCUUGCGGUGACGUCAUGAAGCUGCAGAUUCGAGUCGAUGAGAACGGAAAAAUAGUCGAUGCUAAGUUCAAAACUUUCGGCUGUGGAUCGGCAAUCGCCUCGAGCUCGCUGGCCACCGAGUGGGUAAAGGGAAAAACUCUGGAUGAAGCAAAGAAACUAAAAAAUACUGAUAUCGCGAAGGAAUUAUCUCUUCCCCCGGUCAAAUUGCACUGCUCUAUGCUGGCAGAAGAUGCCAUCAAGGCAGCACUGGAAGAUUACAAAAAGAAGCAAGAUAAGAAAUAGAUCGAUGGCUUGCUGGAUUAGCUUUAGAGAAGAGUAAUUUUAAUCUGGUUAUGUAAAAUAGAGUGAUAACAAAACGUUAAAUAUACUGAAUCUUUGUGACAUGAAUGGAAAUAAACAUGAUUGCUAAAAA
Messenger RNA from Wyeomyia smithii (pitcher-plant mosquito), 679 nucleotides. It is a transcript of the gene IscU, whose product is annotated as iron-sulfur cluster assembly scaffold protein IscU. Bases 97 to 549 code for a protein of 150 amino acids. The record is from RefSeq and is a predicted model, not a curated record. The transcript has a single exon. Lineage: Eukaryota; Metazoa; Arthropoda; Insecta; Diptera; Culicidae. Gene Ontology annotation, molecular function: 2 iron, 2 sulfur cluster binding; ferrous iron binding. Gene Ontology annotation, cellular component: mitochondrial matrix; cytoplasm. Gene Ontology annotation, biological process: iron-sulfur cluster assembly; intracellular iron ion homeostasis.